This is a messenger RNA of Amyelois transitella, 3312 nucleotides long. RefSeq names its product atrial natriuretic peptide receptor 1. Gene Ontology annotation, molecular function: guanylate cyclase activity; protein kinase activity; ATP binding. The coding region runs from base 1 to 3312 and encodes 1103 amino acids. Gene Ontology annotation, cellular component: membrane. Gene Ontology annotation, biological process: receptor guanylyl cyclase signaling pathway; intracellular signal transduction; protein phosphorylation. The transcript has 22 exons. The record is from RefSeq and is a predicted model, not a curated record. Lineage: Eukaryota; Metazoa; Arthropoda; Insecta; Lepidoptera; Pyralidae.
AUGUCCCCUAAAAAGGUUUAUAAAGUGGGGGUCCUGAUGGCAUCCCGGUUGGACUCGCCCUUCGACCUGGAGCGGUGUGGUCCAGCAGUGGACUUAGCUCUGGAUAAAGUCAAUGAGAAGUUCUUGGCUCAUCAUGGCGUGGAACUGCAGAAAGUACAGGGCAGCUACCCGUCCUGCUCUGGUGCCAUUGCGCCUGGUCUCGCAGCGGACAUGCACUUCAAGGAUGACGUCAUCGCGUUCGUGGGCCCCGCCUGCGCAUUCGCAUUGGAGCCCGUGGCCCGGCUAGCUGCCUACUGGAACACGCCCAUCAUUACUGGCAUGGGAGACCAGCCUCCUUCAGAAGGUGAGCUAGCAGCACCAGCAAGCGUGGUCAGCCGCAUGCACAGGCUGAGGAACCUUCGGAAAGGCAUCAAGCCUCAAACGCUAUUCAACGACAAGGGGAAGUACCCGACUUUGACACGCAUGUCAUACUGCCAGUGCCGACUUCCACACGUCUUUACAAGCGUGUUCGAACGGUUCGGCUGGGCACACGUCGCGCUCUUACUGGACAAGUCUGACCUGUUCUCUCUUACUGUCGGCAAAAGUUUGGAGUGGGGGCUUCGGAAAGAGGGAAUAUUGAAGGCUGUCAGGGAGUUGGACGGCAACGAGAGGGAAUCUUGCGAGGCCCUACUCAAGGAUGUCAGCAUGUACGCCCGAGUUGUAAUCCUGAGCGUCCGCGGACCCUUGGUCCGGGAGUUCCUGCUGGCGGCUCAUGCCCUGGGCAUGACCCGGGGAGACUGGGCGUUUCUCGACGUCGAGAUAUUCCAGGGAGGGUACUGGGGCGAGACAGGCUGGGCCGCCGGAGAUGACCGUGAUGCCGCCGCGCGCGCCGCCUACGAAGCCCUGCUUCGUGUCUCCCUGAAGUUACCCACGGGAGACCGCUUCGACGACUUCGCGGAUGCCGUCCGGGCCAGAGCCAGGCUGCAUUAUAAUUAUACCUUCUCGGACGGGGAAGAGGUAAACUUCUUCAUUGGCGCUUUCUACGACGGGGUAUAUCUGCUGGGUAUGGCGCUGAACGAGACCUUGACUGAAGGAGACGACAUCCGGGACGGAAGGACCAUCACCGCCAAGAUGUGGGACAGAGACUUCCAUGGUAUAACCGGCCAUGUCCGCAUCGACGCCGUUGGUGACCGAGAUGCAGACUAUGCCAUCUUAGACUUGGACCCAGUCACUGGAAAAUUUGAGGUAGUGGCGUUCUAUCACGGCCUGAACAGCAGCUACAAGCCAGUUGCUGGCAAGGCCAUCCACUGGCCUGGCGGGAAACGGGGCCCGCCCCCCGACACGCCGCGUUGUGGGUUUUUAGGCACCGACCCCAUGUGCCAAGGAGAGGCCCAAACCGUAAUAAUUUAUUGUUUUAUUGGUCUGGCGAUAUUUCUUACGUUCGCCGUGACAGCUGCCUGCGUCGCUUACAAACAAGCACGAAUCGACGCCGAGCUAAACAACAUGGCGUGGCGGGUGCGCCCCGAGGAGGUGCUGGUGGAGGUGGGCACAGGACUCGGAGCCAGCCCAGCUCUGCACAACAUUAACGAGGCAGUCAAGUUAUCCCUCGGUUGGAGUGGACGAGGUAGCAACGCGACUUCAGUGGGGACCAGCGCCUCCAUCACGCUGACUUCCUUCACCGUGGGCCUGUUCAAGGGAAACCGGGUGGCGGUGAAGAAGAUCCACAGGAAGAAACUGGACCUUAACAAGAAGCUGCUUUGGGAGAUUAAACAGGCCCGCAACGUGUCCCACGAGAACACUGCCCGGUUCAUUGGCGCUUGCGUGGACUGUCCCCUGGUGUUCAUCCUCACGGAGUACUGUCCCAAGGGAUCCCUGAAGGACGUCCUGGCGAACGAUGAGCUGCAGCUGGACUGGAACUUCAGGACUUCGCUGGUUCAUGACAUAGUACAGGGCAUGUGUUAUCUCCAUGGCGGGCUCGGUGCGCACGGCAAGCUCCGAUCUUCUAACUGCCUCAUCGAUGGACGAUUCGUACUCAAGAUUUCCGACUACGGCCUCAACACCCUGUGUACACCCACUGACUUGAUAAAGGACGACACUUAUUAUUACAAGCUACUAUGGACAGCCCCGGAGCUGGUGGCUGCCAGCAUAUACCCUGGAGCGGCUGCCUCGCUGAAGGGAGACGUGUACAGCUUCGGCAUUAUUCUGGAGGAGAUAGUCCUGAGGGCUGGGCCCUUCCAUCAUUGCACGGCCAAUAUGAGUAAUAAAGAAAUAGUGUCCCGCGUCUGUGCGCGAGAGUCACCCCCCUUUCGGCCCGUGGUGUGCACCAGUGAGGUGACAGCGGGGGGAGGGGGCGCGGGGGCGGCAGCGGAGCUACUGGAGCUAGCUGCCAAGUGCUGGAACGAGAUCCCUGAUGAGAGACCAAGCUUCGACACCAUCAAUGCUAAUUACAUUAAGGGUUACUGUGACAACCUGAUGGAUGAUCUUCUUCGUCGCAUGGAGCAGUAUGCCAACAACCUCGAAUCCUUGGUGGAGGAGAAGACGGAACAGCUCUCGCUGGAGAAGAGGAGGUCGGAGGAACUGCUGUACCAGGUUCUACCAAGGCCAGUUGCCCAGCAACUGAUGGCAGGCGAGAUGGUCCAGCCCGAAGGAUUUGAAUGCGUGACGGUGUACUUCAGUGACAUCGUGGGCUUCACUGAGCUGUGCGCCGCCUCCACGCCCAUCCAGGUGGUUGACCUGCUCAACGAUCUGUACAGCACCUUCGACAGGAUUAUAGGGUUUUAUGAUGUUUAUAAGGUAGAAACGAUAGGCGACGCCUACAUGGUGGUGUCAGGUCUGCCGGAGCGUAACGGCGAUCUGCACGCGCGGGAGAUCUGUCUGAUGGCGCUGGCGGUGGUGGAGGCCGUCAGGGGCUUCGUGGUCAAGCACCGCCCCACGCACAGGCUCGAGGUACGGGUUGGCGUACAUUCGGGCCCAGUCUGCGCAGGAGUGGUGGGAGUCAAGAUGCCGCAUUAUUGUCUAUUUGGGGACACUGUCAACACCGCCAGCAGGAUGGAAUCUACCGGACAACCUCUACGGAUCCACUUGAGCGAAAGCACGCGAGUAUUACUCCAACAAUGGGGGACGUUCGUCGUGGAGAGGCGAGGUGAAGUGGAGCUGAAAGGCAGGGGCCGUAUGCUCACCCACUGGCUGCUGCAAUGCUCGGAGCCCGAGUCCAGGGCGGUCGCGCAGAGUCCCCAGCCGCCACCGCAAUACCCCAUAUUGUUCCCAACAUUGCCUCAGCCGGUUUUGCAAGUGCCGUAUCUAGUGGUUGACCCACCGACGUUGGCCGCUUGA